AGACCACAGGUGUGGACCACGGAGACGGUUUCUACGCCGGGAUGCCGAUCCCCUGCGCCGAGAGCUACAACGGAUUCUGUGUUCACGGGAAAUGUGAAAUCAAGUACAACAUGGCCACCUGCAGAUGUGAUGCAGGUUAUAAGGGGACUAAGUGUGAGGACCCUCAGGACUUCAACAUCCUGUACGUGGUUCCCAGCGGUCAGAAGCUUCACUACGUUCUCAUCGCCGCCAUCAUCGGAGCCGUGCAGAUCGCCAUCAUCGUCGCCGUGGUGAUGUGCAUCACGAGGAAAUGUCCGAAGAACAACCGGGGUCGCCGGCAAAAGCAAAACCUGGGACACUUUCCCUCGGACACGAACUCCCGGAUGGUAUAGCCGAGUCGUCCGGGGCCUUUUUUUAAAACCUUUUUUCUUACGCCGUGGGAACACCAUUUUUUUAAACGGUAGAUGUUUGGUAUUUAGUUUUUUCCUCCUGGGAAACCGUAAAAAAAGAAGAAGAAUGAGAAUAUUUAUUUAAAGGGCCUUACUUACUUUCCCUCCUUUUUCAUUUUCAUUUUUUUUGGAUGGAAGUCAAUUUUCUUUCUUUGCCGGAAGAACAAGGACGCGAAUCUUCAAAACCCCCCGCUGUCACUUUACGUUGUUACCGUGUCUUAAUUACUAAAUGCUUUAUGAAAAACGGUACUUUUAGUAACUGGGAAACGUCCGCCCCUCUUGAAUGUGCUAUUUAUUGUAAAAUGUUUAUUUCUACGCCCCUGUUUUACUAACGCUGUGCAGCUGAUCACCAAAUGCAGUUUGUUUUCUAAUUGAAGGAGUUUGUGGCCGGCCAGUGAUACAGAAAUGUUUAUACUUUAUUCUCUAAAGACGUCACUGUGUUCCAACAAGCUAAUAAUUUAUUACUAUUCUAAUGAUUCCUUUAGAGUAGCUUUUGUUACUUUUGUUUAAAAUAAUUAUACUAGUUCCUGUAUAUAUAUCCGCAUGACUUGUGAAAACUGUGUACUGUGGUGUUGUUUCAAACCUUUUUAAAAAGAAGAACUCAACGCCUCCUCGUAUUCAGAGAAAUUCGGAGAUGGACGUCUAAAAGAUUCGGACUGAUAAACGGAGGACGAUGAAAGGGGGAGGUUUACGAUGUUUCUGAAGAAAGCAAUGUUUAAAGUUUGGGAUUAACUGUCUGAAAAUAUGAAAAAGAAAAGCAGAAGUGGGAAACAUUGGAGAACGUUCUUCUGAAAGACAGGUUUGUGUUGAUUCCAAGGAAUGUUUUUGCAUCUUCGUACGAAAUACUUAAAUUCAGAGGAUUGUAAAGGAAGUGUUUCGCCUGCUUUGAGGUUUCAAAGACUGCGAAUUGUUGUUUUUUAUGUAAUUGGGAGAACACCUUGGGUUGCGGAGAUGGCUGUAAUCAAGGUUUAUCUUUGAAUGUGGGAGAAAUAUUGCGUCUUUUUCUACUUUUGUUGGUUUUAGUUUUUGCAUUUGCUCCGCAGCGAGACAUUCCAAGCACAUAAAAAAACCUAUAGUAUAAAAAGAUGUCGGUACAAAUAUGACUUUAACCCCCGUUCCCUUCUGGUACAAACAUGUGGUGAGCUUGUUGUCCAGCAGGAAACACCAGAAUGAAGAGUAGAAGUGGGAAACAUUGGAGUACGUUGUUCUGACACUCAUGAGGAACAGGUUUGUGUUGAUUUAAGAAAGGGAUGUUUUUGCGUCUUCGUACGAAAUACCGAAAUUCAGAGGAUUGUAAAGGAAGUGUGUGUUUUGAGGUUUCAAAGACUAAAUGGUUCUUAAACGAUGUUAUGUAACUGGAGAAAGUCUUGGUUGCAGGGAUGGCUGUAAUCAAGGCUUUUCUUUGAAUGUGAGAGAAAUAUUGCAUCUUUUUUUGUUGUUGUUUUGCAUUUGCUCCAAAGGCGAGACAUUCCAAGCACAGAAAAUCUGAUGAUAAUAGAACAAAAAAAAAUCACUUUACGAUACAUAUAUUACUUAAAGACCCUUUUGUUAUUAAUUUACAUGAUAAAUUAAAAAGUGAAGACAGACAAAUACUGUAUGUAGAAAGUCAACAGGAGCAACCCACAGGAACUUCACAUCUGAUGAGUGACGGUGUUUUGUUCCUUGUUGUUUUAAUCUGUAUGUGAUGGUAUGACGUUUUGUGCGUUUUAUUUCAAAGUCUAUGUACGAGGAUCAGGGCCACAUUGUUUUUUUUAGUUCAGAGAUUGAAGUCUGCUUCUGAGGAAAUAAGUCAGAACUUUUUUUCGCAGAAUUUUGAGACAAAUGUCAACAUUUUUGAGGAAUAAAAGUGGAAAAAAAAGUAAUUUCAGAAUUUGG
Notothenia coriiceps (black rockcod) is the source of this 2303-nucleotide messenger RNA. Its product is annotated as tomoregulin-1-like. NCBI's taxonomy places the organism in Eukaryota, Metazoa, Chordata, Actinopteri, Perciformes, Nototheniidae. The transcript is spliced from 3 exons. Bases 42 to 371 code for a protein of 109 amino acids. Gene Ontology annotation, cellular component: plasma membrane. The record is from RefSeq and is a predicted model, not a curated record.